Vicia villosa (hairy vetch) is the source of this 936-nucleotide messenger RNA. RefSeq lists its product as uncharacterized. The coding region runs from base 1 to 936 and encodes 311 amino acids. The record is from RefSeq and is a predicted model, not a curated record. NCBI's taxonomy places the organism in Eukaryota, Viridiplantae, Streptophyta, Magnoliopsida, Fabales, Fabaceae. The transcript has a single exon.
AUGAAGAAUCAAAAGACUAAUGUGGAUGUCAUAAAGAACUUAGAAAAUCAAGUGGGGCAGCUUGCAAAACAAUUGGCCGAACAACAAACGAGACCUUCUUUUUCCGCAAACACUCAACCUAACCCGAAGGAGUAUUGCAAGGCAAUCCUUACAAGGAGUGGCAAUGAGGUGAGUAAUGGGGAGAUGAAGGAAAUAGUAGUGGAGGAUGAUGGAUUUGUUGUUGUUGAAGAUGAGAAGGAUGAGAUAGUGGUGGAAAAAGAAAAUGAAAAAGAAGGGGAUGAGGUAGCCGAAAAAGAGAAAAAUGUGAAGAAGAAUAAAAGAGAAGGAAAAGGAGUGAGUACAAAUCCUAUUCAAAACCUACCCUACCCACAUGCACCAUCAAGGAAGGAGAAUGCAAGACAUUAUGCUAGGUUCAUGGAUAUAUUUAAGCAACUUCAAAUAAAUAUUCCAUUCGCCGAAGCAUUAGAACACAUGCCAAAAUAUGCAAAAUUCUUGAAGGACAUUCUCACCAAAAAGAAACGAUAUCCGGACAACGAAACCAUUAUGCUUGAUGCUCAAUGUAGUGCUAUCAUUCAAAGAACUCUUCCAAGAAAAGAAACCGGUCCGGGACGAGUCAUCUUACCGGUCACCAUUGGAGGUACUUACAUUGGCAAUGGUCUAAUUGACUUGGGUUCUAGCAUUAAUCUCAUUCCUUUGUCUAUCAUAAAGAGAUUGGGGAAUAUUGAAAUGAAGUCUACCCGAAUGACAUUACAACUAGCCGAUAAGUCCACAACCUCACCUUAUGGAGUUGCUCAAGACAUAUUGGUAAAAGUUGACAAAUUUUUGUUUCCGGUAGAUUUUGUGGUGGUGGAUAUGGAAGAAGAUAGAGAUGUUCCGUUGAUUCUUGGAAGGCCAUUUAUGAAAACAGCCCGGAUGAUGAUAGACAUUGAUGACUGA